AUGUCACUAAGCCAGUGGAGAAUCGACUCUUCCCACGCGUCCCGCGCUGCACGUACAGCGGACAGUGCCGCUUACUCCCCGCCCGGCUUCUCGAAUGUCGGCCAGACUGUCCAGCAUCACGUCGAGGCAGAGCAAUCCUCGGAUCAGCAAGAACACCUAAUGAAGAAGCGAGCGUGGGAUGUGGCGAUGGGCCCGGGUAAAAGUUUGCCGAUGAAUAUGUUCAUGAUGUACAUGGCCGGGCGUUCGAUAUCAAUCUUUCCGAUCAUGAUGGUCGCGAUGAUGCUUUGGCGACCGUUGAAGGCCCUAUUCUCUGUCAACAGCACAUUCAAGCCGCUAGAGCACGAAAGCACCGGUUCGCUGUUGCCGCACAAGCUCGUCUUCCUGCUCGGAAAUUGCGGUGUCGUGGCGCUGGCUAUUUACAAGAUUCACACGAUGGGACUGUUGCCAAACUACGACUCGGACUGGCUGGAAUUCGUGCCGGAAGCGCGGCGGAUCCAGUACACGUUGGUUGGGGACCUUUUCGUU
Molecule: messenger RNA, 525 nt
Organism: Mesorhabditis spiculigera
Lineage: Eukaryota; Metazoa; Nematoda; Chromadorea; Rhabditida; Rhabditidae
Source: the annotation of a GenBank genome assembly